AGGAGUGGACGCGACGCGUGUGUAUAUGUACUUAUCCCACCUCCUCAUUAUUCUUCUUCUUCUUUACAUCGACGUUAGCGGGUGAAAACAGCAAUUCCUUUAGGGAAAAGAGAGACCAGAGUCGACAUCAAUCGGAGUAGAAUCGCCACUUUGAUAUUUCUUGGUCUUGCACAGUCUCGUGUACGCGCAGCACACACAAUCAAACGCACAAGCUGACACGUUGCUUGAAAGAAAAAGUGUUUUCAUGAUGUCCUCCGACACCAUUUCCGUCGACAGCGGCGAGACGCACAGCAGCCCCAUCGCCUCACCCGUUUCGCAGGACACGCCAACCUCACAUCGUUCGAUGCGGUCACGACUGGUACGCGUGGGCAGCGCGGACGACGGCGGCCACGCCCCGCCCGGCCUCGCACAGCGCCACUCGAGCAAUGGCAGCACCAUUGGCGGAGGCUCCUUCACGCAGGUGCCGCCGCAGGCGCAAUGCUCCUCACCGGUGCAUAGCAGCCCCUUAUCCGCCUCGUCGUCCGGCGGCAUGCCUUCGUCGCUGCUGGCACCAUCGCGCAACCUGGGCGAGCACAACGGGGUAGCUCCCCUCUUGCAGCAUCGCCAAGAGCAGCAGCGGCAUCAAAUCGACGAGAACGCGUUGGCGGGCGGAAAAGCCCCGCUGACGCCGACCAUACUGAUGGUGAGCGAUUUAAAGUUCACUCGUGAGCCGCACGGAACGGCGCCGACGUCGAACAAGCCCGUCUCGUUCUUCAAAGCCGCACACGGCGACCGCCGGCGUAAAUCACUGAGCACGCCGUCCUUUGUGAUGAGCGGCACCGUGGCUGCAAGUAGCAGUUACGGCUGUGGUGUGAACAGCCGUCCCGCGUCCCCGCUGCUCCCCGUAGGUGCCUCGGGCGGAACGGUGUUCGAUUUCUCCGCAACGCCACCUGGUGGCAACGCCACCGCAGCGACCGCAGCAGCAACACCAGCGCCCACAGCGGCGGGUAAGCACUUGAGUGACCCCGCAAAGCGACCCACCUCGCCGAAGCGAGCGACGACGACUGCGGCGUUGUUCCCCACGACCGAGUGGAUUCGCACCGCGCUGGCCAGCGGGGUCGGGUGUGGGAGUGGCAGCCCCGUCAGCGGGGAAGGCGAGAUGGCGCCAGGCGGUGACCCACGCGGCGGGCUUGCGCUACCGCCAAGUAAGAGGGACGACCUCGCAGAACCACCGGCCGCUGGCGCAGCUUCUUUGAUGAAUGGAACGGCUACACCGCCCCCACCUCGCGACGCCGCCAUGCGGCUUCACGAACAGCGCGUGGAGGCCGCCGUGCGCUCGCAAGACGAAAUGCGCGAGUUCGGCGUCAUUUUGCGGCGACUGGAGGAAGAAGGAGCGCAGGUGCUGCGGGAGCGGCGUCGACGACGGCACGGGCGCCGCUCGAAUCAAAGCGGCGGCUGCCUUGACGGUGGGUUUCGCCAGCGUGCCCAGAACGGGGCUGCCUCGACGGGUGGAGGUGGUCUGGGCGACACACAGCGCCAGUUGUCACUGAACAGCGACAGCGGAGCGCAGAGCAGCCAAGACGCCGGCGAUAACGCAUCGCAGGCCGCCUCCAAUUACACGGAUGCCGAUGAAGAGGAUGAGAUGACCGAGGAGGGCGUACGGGGCAGCAUGCAUCCAGAGCGCACGAUGCGGGAUCGCAUGCUAGGUGGAAAGGAGUCCUCCGCGAGGGCGGUCGCAGAGGUGCAGGGCGCGGAAAACAUGUCGCACGUGGCGCUCAUCAAGCUGCGCGACCGAUCGGCACGGGAGUGGGUACUGCUGCAGCGACGACGGCUGGAGCAGCGGCGUGGAGGCUCGACAGCGCUCCAGCGUCGCAUGCAGGCGAGUCAGGCGCGACUGCAAGCCGUCCGCACCCGCGGAGGCGGAGGGGGCACCGGCAACGUGGAAACUCAGCUGCAGCAGCUCUUGUGGGGCAACACAGCCCACCACGACGACGACGGCGACACCAACGUGGCGGUGACGGCGCACGAGGCCACGGAAAGGGAGACCUCCGCGUUCCCGCCCGGACCCCCGACAGGUGUGUCAGUGCCCCCUGCGACGGCGGGCUCACUUCCGAUUUCGUGGGGCGAGGAGAACGCGUCCUUUCCUGUCCAAGGCGGUGGCGGAGACGGAGGCGACGUUGCUGCGGAUGUGGCGGACGGGAAGGCGGGCGGCGAGAGGGCAGACGCUGAAGAGCGGAGUGGCCCUGACGCCACCAACUCGGUGGCUUCCCCAGAAGCGGGUGCGACCCACGAUGGGCACCUGGCACUCCACGAGGACGAUGCGUCCCUCGUUCCUGUUGAUGGGAGGGAUACGGACGGCGUACGCACUCCUGUCGAUCCGGCACGGGCACUUCAGCGGGAGCUCGACUCGGAGGCGUCUGCCGUCUCGUUGGGCUCUCCGUCAAGCACGCACCUGCAACGCGGCGAUGCGCCGGCCGUCGCUGCGGGUUCGGCCGACGUGCCCGCACCGGAUUCCACCACCACGACCACCGCUGUCGUCGCCACGGCCACGACGGCGGCGACGACAAACCCACUGCUGGAGGAAGUGCGGCUGCGCCGUGAGCUGCAGCGCCUGCUCUUUCACGCAAAUGAAUGCACGCUCUACGGGCUGGACAAGUGCCUGAACAGCAGGACCGCAGCGAAGCGAAGCGCACCGCAGCUGAAGCAUGACAGUCCUCGAACGGCGAGCAGCAGCCCGUCGAGGCGAUCCGCGGCGGAGGGGCGUAGCACGACGUGGGGCGCUGCGCCACACCACGCGUCGAAGAGUCAGCAGCCAUGCCAAUCAGAGUGGACACCGAGCACAGCGGACUAUCGCGGUCCGACCUUACCCCUUCCCCUUCACCGCACGUUUGGCACCUUCAGCAGCGGGGUUGCCGCGUCUUCGCUCCCUGGGAGUCGCAGACGCCCAGCGGGCAAGUCGCAUUCCUCCACCACUAUGACGCCACGCGCGGAGCCUGCGGAGACACCACGACUGAAUGAGACAAGCGCUGCGGCCCCCCACGGUGCCGAGAAGGGCGCCACUCUAUCCCUUCCGCCGCUCCACCCAUCCUCCUUCGAGCCCUCCUCACGCACUUCCGGGCGCCCCCCCAGUAAUUUUCAUCCCACCACCUCGUUGGAUAUGGAGCUGCACUCCGGCAAACGCAGCGCGUCCUCACUCCCCUCCAUGACCGCCUCCAAGCACGCGGCGAGCAGCGGUGCGACGGGGCAGAAGGUGAGCGCGCCGCCGCCGCCGACGCCGCUGCCGCCCCGACGCUUUGACAGCCUCAGCAAGCGAAAGCGGCGUCGGCACCCACCGCUGCCGGUCGUGCCCGGCGUCGGCGAGCACGCGGCGGCGCUGCUGCAGCACGAAAUACUCCUCACCCGCCGACACGAGAUGGAGGCGGAGUGGGGGAACGCACGGCAGGUGGACCGCGCCUGCGAGACGCUGCAGCAGCUAUUCCCGCUGCGGGAACACCUGCUAGAACAGGAAAUCCAUAAAGGCAAAGCCACCACGAGAAGUGCCGGUCAGCCGCCGCUGUUGCUGAUGCAACGUGGCACAAUGCAGGCGAUCCCUUCGACGGAGGUUACUGCGCUGACCGACGCAUCGGGUGGCACCCCGCCACGCGGCAGUGGCCCUCCUCUAAACUCAGACGCCGCGGUGGACCGUUCCUACCACCCACAGGCCAUCCUGCAGCGGCAUCGCCAGCUGCUGUACGACGAGGCGGUCCGCAUGGAGUCGAGCAGCCGAUACGCCGCGCGCACGGCGUACUUGGACGUGCUGAAGCAGCUCGCCCAGCGACUCGUGUCGUCCGUUUCGUGGCCCGUGGUUGAGCGCUUGCUCGCAGACGCGCGGGAACAGUUGCGGCCGGAGGCGGAGGCCACCACUCCUUCCGCCGACGGGUCCACGGGAAGCCUCCAUCGCGCACGCGCCUCCCCGGAUCGCUCGCUGGCAUCGCUCUCUCCACGUGACAAACUGCAGCAGCUCAUCGCGGCGCAUCUCGGCACGUUGGAGCUAUCCCAGUGGCCGGUGCAAGAGGUGCUGCAGCACCUUGCUGCCCUGUACCGUGUCCCGCUUUACGUGCUGCACGAGAGCAUCGCCGCGCAGCAGCGCCGCUUCGCGCACACCUACAACUACGAGGAACGCUUCCGUGCGGUGGACCGGGCACUGUUGGGCAGCGGCGCGGGUGCUGACUGCGUGCUGCGACUGACGUUGCAUCGCUGCCGCCGUCCACCGCUGGCCCCCACACGGGAAGGCACCACCGCCAGCAGUACCAGCGGCAAUGCCGCCAGUGGCCCAACCACGGCGACAGAGGCGAGGCCCGUGGCGGCUGCCGACCCGCGUGGAGAGGCACUUUACUUUAUUCGACUGCGGGUGGGUCUGCAGAGUGUGUCGUCGUCUGCCGUGCCGCUGAGCAGCACCGCUACGGGGCACGCCGCCGCCGGCUCGGUGUCUUUGUCUUCCCUCUCCGAUCGCGAUGGCACAGGCGCAGGUGGGACAGCGAUGCACGGGGCUGCACAACUCUCUGGCGGAGGCGCAGGCGGCGGCAUGCUGUCCGUCUCGUCCGCCACCUCCUCCGCUGGGAAGCUGCUUAGUUUCCUCGGUCAGACGCUCACAAUUUACCUCCCGUCUUUCGACGCGGCAGCCCGCAGGCGCCGGGCCGGGACUGGGGUGGCCGGGGGCACUCGGCCCUAUAAGAACCUCGCCUCGCAGGGCACCGGCGGCAGCGCUGUCGUCAACGCCAAUACGAAUAAUGAUACCGGCGGAGUCGGGGAGGAUGAGGGCGAACGGUGGGGGAUGACGGUGGAGUUGAUGCAGGUGGGCGUGGAGGCGCCGUUGGCCCGUGGGGUGGUGGACCUGGCCGCGAUGGGCUUCCACACGUACGCGGAGAAUGGCCGCAUUCACGCGCAGAGAGUGAAGAUUGCACUGCGGCGCAAAGGGUACCGUCCCGCGGAGCUGAAGGCCACCUUGGAGGUGACGGCGUAG
Messenger RNA from Leptomonas pyrrhocoris, 4981 nucleotides. RefSeq lists its product as hypothetical. The record is from RefSeq and is a predicted model, not a curated record. The coding region runs from base 245 to 4981 and encodes 1578 amino acids. The transcript has a single exon. Lineage: Eukaryota; Euglenozoa; Kinetoplastea; Trypanosomatida; Trypanosomatidae.